Messenger RNA from Oryctolagus cuniculus (rabbit), 21102 nucleotides. The record is from RefSeq and is a predicted model, not a curated record. NCBI's taxonomy places the organism in Eukaryota, Metazoa, Chordata, Mammalia, Lagomorpha, Leporidae.
UUCUUCCUCAAGGACCGAGGCUGUAAAAAAAUCCCUUUCUCUCUCUCUCUCUCUCUCUCUGGGGUCUUGUAGCAAAGUGAGGGACUGCACUUUGCAAGCCUACUGUGUGUGCCAAAGUGGUGUCUUCCAUAACCCCCCUUUAAGGGGGCGCAGAAACUGUUGCUUACAGACUAAACUUCCAGGUGAGUUCCUUUGUGUAAAUGCAUCUUCCUUGAUAAAUAGCCCUUCGUUUGCUUCUUUGGGCUAUGUCACUCGUCACUCAAGGGCCACCCUGUGCUCAAACCCACAGCCUAAGCCCCAAGGCAGAAGCCAACAGGAUUUUGGGUGGAGCUUAAUGGACACUGCGGGAACUUCACUUUUCCCCUCUGGCUCACGAGCGGGAGGAACGCGGGUCCCAACUCCUGCAGCUGCCUCGCUGCGGGGCUGAUCCGCGGCGAGGCGGGGUCGGGUCCCACGUGGCUGCUGCCGCCGGGCUCGCCCAGGCCCCUCCCGGAGGCCACGGCGCGAACUGCAGAGGCUGCGGGCGAGAGGCGUGGGGCGGCAGGCGAGCGCCUCCGGACUCUCGGCCGGGCGCGCCAUGGUUGGCGCCGGGAGCGUGCAGCGCCCUGCGGCUGCGGGCUAGCCCGGCCCGGCGGCCCCCGCUACUUCGCCCAUUCCCUCUGCCGCCCGGGACGCGGAGCCGUUGUCGGGAGGAUGAAUCCCCGGAGCUGGUUCCUGCUGCAGAUCCUCUGCCUCCUGCCCACGGGCGCUGUCCCGCGGCGCGAGGCUCCCGCUUCUGCCAACUGCGAGCUCAAGCCCCAACAAAGUGAUUUGAAUUCCUUCCUAUGGACCAUCAAGCGAGACCCGCCAUCCUACUUCUUUGGCACGAUCCACGUCCCGUACACCCGGGUCUGGGACUUCAUCCCUGACAACUCCAAGGAGGCGUUCCAGCACAGCAGCAUUGUCUACUUCGAGUUGGACCUCACAGACCCCUACACCAUCUCGGCCCUCACCAGCUGCCAGAUGCUGCCGCAGGGCGAGAACCUCCAGGACGUGCUCCCCAGGGACAUAUACUGCCGCCUCAAGCGCCACCUGGAGUACGUCAAGCUCAUGAUGCCCUCCUGGAUGACCCCGGACCAGCGGGGCAAGGGGCUGUAUGCCGACUACCUCUUCAAUGCCAUCGCGGGCAACUGGGAGCGCAAGAGGCCCAUCUGGGUGAUGCUCAUGGUCAACUCCCUGACCGAAGUGGACAUCAAGUCCCGCGGGGUGCCCGUCUUAGACCUGUUCCUUGCCCAGGAGGCCGAGCGGCUGAGGAAACAGACUGGGGCCGUGGAAAAGGUGGAGGAGCAGUGCCAUCCGUUGAACGGCCUGAACUUUUCCCAGGUCAUCUUUGCUUUGAACCAGACCCUCCUGCAGCAGGAGAGCCUGCGAGCCGGCAGCCUUCAGAUCCCCUAUACCACGGAGGAUCUCAUCAAACACUACAACUGUGGGGACCUCAGCUCGGUCAUCUUCAGCCAUGACAGCUCCCAGGUUCCGAAUUUUAUUAACGCCACGCUCCCGCCUCAGGAACGCAUCACCGCCCAGGAGAUUGACAGCUACUUCCGCAGGGAGCUGAUCUACAAGCGCAAUGAGAGAAUGGGGAAGCGGGUCAAGGCCCUUUUGGAGGAGUUCCCUGACAAAGGCUUUUUCUUUGCCUUUGGAGCUGGAAAGCAGUAGAAGAUGGCCAAGUCCUGGGGCCCCUGCACCCAUGUGGGAGACCCAGAAGAAGCGCCUGGCUCCUGGCUUCGGAUCGGUGCAGCUCCGGCUGUUGUGGCCAUCUGGGGAGUGAACCAGUGGAUGGAAGACCUCUCUCUCUCUCUCUCUCUCUCUCUCUCUCUCUGUGUGUGUGUGUGUAACUCUGAAUUUCAAAUAAAUAAAUAAAUCUUAAAAAAAUCAGUUGGGGCUUACAAGGGGCUGAAUUUAAAAAGUGUAAAAGGAAAUAGAAAUGCCCCAAAGGUGAUUUUUGAAAGCUAUGACAUAUUCCCCAGAUUCUAAAAUGUCAGGUGCAUGAGGAGAGCUUGCGCAUGCUUAGAGAGAUCCAAGAAUGUCCUCAUCUCUCACCUUUGCCCGAUCUUGAGACUCUGGACAAAUAGAGAGUGAAAGUGUAGGCAGGGUUGUAAAGGCGUGCCCCAGCACUCACGCAGCCCCUCUGCAGAGGCUGGGAAACUUACAGAGUUUGGUCAUUUGCGGAAAUUUCUGUUCGUUCUUUACCUGAUGGCUCAGCUCACUGAGCGACUUCAGGGACCACACAAGACAAAGAAUACAGACUUUACAGAGUUGGUCCUGGGGAGUCACUCCUAAACCAUGGUAAGAACAGCAAGAUAGCCAGGGAGGCCUGGUGUUCAGAGAUGGCACACCACAGUAUUUAAAAUGUCCAGUUUUCAGCACAAAUCUAUGGCUAGAAAUCUAUGGCCAUUUCUAGGAGAAAAACCAAUCACCAGAAACAGUCCUUGUGGAAGCCCAUAUAUUAGGUUUACUAGAAAAGAGUUUGAAUCCAGCUGUUAUAAGUAUGUUGAGAGAGCUAAAAUAAGCCAUAUCUAAGGAGCUGAAUAAUAUCUCACCAAAUACAGACUGUCCAUAAAGAGAGAAAUUAGGAAACAGAACCAGAUUCUGGAGAGUGUAGUAGCUGAAAUGAAAAAUUCACUAGAGGGACUGAGCAGUACAUUUGAGCUGGCAGAAGGAAUCCACAUAUGUGACUAUGGGCUGAUUGAGACUGUUCAGUAUGAGAAAAGGAGAGGAAAAAGAAUGAAUAAAAAUGAACAGAUUGAGGCCAGCGCUGUGGCAUAGUAGGUUAAGCCUCUGCUUGCUGCACCAGCAUCCCAUUUGGGUGCUGGUUCGAGUCCCCACUGCUCCACUUCCAAUCCAGCUCCCUGAUAAAGGCUUGGGAAAGCAGCGGAAGACGACUCAAGUACUUGGACCCUUGCACCCAUACGAGAGACUUGAAAGAAUCUCCUGGCUUCAGAUCGGCCCAGCUCCAGCUGUUGUGGCUGUUUGGGGAGUGACCCAGUGGAUGGAAGACCUCUCUGUUCCUCCUCUCUCUGUAACUCUGCCUCUCAAAUCUUUAAAAAAAAACUGAGCAGAUUUACAGAGACCUGUGGGACAUCUUCAUGUAUACCAGUGUAUACUUAGCAGGACUGCUACAGGAGAGGAGAGAAAGGAACAGAAUGGAUAGUUGAAUAAAGAUAAGUCCAAAAGUUUAUGAAAAUUAUCAGUGCAAAUUCAAUGAAUGAACUCUUAGAUCCGUGCCAAGCUGCCUCACAGCCAAACCGUCAAAAGCCAAAAGUAAGAAGAAAUCUUCAAAGCGCUGCAUUGAAGCAACUUACUGCAUAUAAAGGAUCCGUGAUAAGAUGAACAGAAGAUUUCUCAACAGAGCCCAGGAGACUUUGGGGGGUAUGUGUGUGGCAUAUUAAAAGUGCUAAAAAAAAAUGACAACAUUUCCACUUCCAGCAAAAUUACAAAAAUUAAGAGGAAAUUAAAAUAUUUUUAGAUAAAUAAAAACAACUUUUCAGUAGCAGACCUAUCCUUCGAGAAACAAUAAAAGGAAUCCUUUAAGCAGAAAUGAAAGGCUAUUACACAGUAACUGAAAUCCACAGGGAAUGGUAAAGCAUAUCAGUAGGUAGGAAGGGAAACAUAAAAGAUAGUGAACAUGUACUUUUUUUUUUUUUUUUUUGACAGAGUGGACAGUGAGAGAGAGACAGAGAGAAAGGUCUACCUUUGCUGUUGGUUCACCCUCCAAUGGCUGCCACUGCCGGCGUGCUGCAGCUGGCACACAGCGCUGAUCCGAAGGCAGGAGCCAGGUGCUUCUCCUGGUCUCCCAUGGGGUGCAGGGCCCAAGCACCUGGGCCAUCCUCCACUGCACUCCCUGGCCACAGCAGAGAGCUGGCCUGGAAGAGGGGCAACCGGGAAACAUGUACUUCUGAUUAUAAUUCUUUUCUUACCUCUCUGGAUUAUACAAUUACAUAAAGCAAUAAUCAUAAAAUUUGUAUGAAUGGAUUUAUAAUAUAUAAAGUUGUAAUUUAUGAAAAUAGGAAAGAGCUAUGUUAUAGGAAAGUUAUGCUAUUCAAUUAAGAUAACAUUAAUUCAAAUUAAAGUAUUUUAAGUUGUUAAUUGUUAUUCCUAGAACAGACACUAAGAAAAUAACUGAAAAGAUACAGUAAAAGAAGAAAAAGGGAAUUAAAAUGCGGUACUAGAAAAUAUCUAUUUAAUAUUUAAAACAGUUAUAAAGGGGCAGAAGAAGAAGAAAAAUAUGACAUAUAGAAAAGAGAUAGUAGGGCCAGCAUUGUGACAUAAUGGGUUACACCACUGCCUGCAGUGUUGGCAUCCCAUAUGGGUGCCAGUUUGAGUUCUGGCUACUCCACUUCUGAUCCAGUCCCUGUUAAUGUGCCUGGGGAAGCAGUAGAAGAUGGCCCAAGUGCUUGGGCCCUUGAACACACAUGGGAGACCUGGAAGAAGCUCUUGGCUCCUGGCUCUGGCCUGGCCCAGCUCUGGCCAUUGCAGUCAAAUGGGUAAUGAGUGAGGUGGAUUUCCCUCUCUUGCUGCCCCCCCCAACUCUCUAACUCUGCCUUUCAAAUAAAUAAAAUAAAUCAUUAAAAACAAAAAGAGAUAGCAGUGGCUGGUGUUGUGGCACAGCAGAUUAAGCUGCUGCCUGCAAUGCCAACAUUCCAAAUCAGAGUGCAGAUUCGAGCCUCAGCUGCUCUGUGUCUGAUCCAGCUUCUUGCUAUCGUGCCUGGGAAAGCAGUGGAAGAUGGUCCAUUUACUUGGGCCCCUGCCAUUCAUGGAAGAGCCCCAGAUGGAGUUCUUGGCUCCUGACUUCAGCCUCACCCAGCCCCUACUCUCCCAGCCCUUUGGGGAGUGAGGUAGCAGAUAGAAGGUCUCUUUCUCUCCAUUUCUUUCUGUCAGUUUUUCAAAUAAUAAAUCUUUAAAAAGAAAAGAAUUAGCAAAAUUCUGUAUUAUUAGUAAUGACCUUACAUACAAAUAUAAAUAGAAAUAUAAGCAAUCAGAAAAUGGCAGAACAGAUAAAAAAUGGUCCAUCUAGUUGUACUUUAUUUUUUAUUUUUUUUGACAGGCAGAGUGGACAGUGAGAGAGAGAGAAAGGUCUUCCUUUGCCGUUGGUUCACCCUCCAAUGGCUGCUGCGGCCGGCAUACCACGCUGAUCCGAUGGCAGGAGCCAGGUACUUCUCCUGGUCUCCCAUGGGGUGCAGGGCCCAAGUACUUGGGCCAUCCUCCACUGCACUCCCUGGCCACAGCAGAGAGCUGGCCUGGAAGAGGGGCAACCAGGACAGAAUCUGGCGCCCCGACCAGGACUAGAACCCGGUGUGUCGGUGCCGCAAGGUGGAGGAUUAGCCUAGUGAGCCGCGGCGCCGGUUUAGUUGUACUUUUUAUAUGUCUACAAGCGAUUAAGUUUUUUUUUUUUUUUUUUAAGGAUUUAUUUAUUUGAAAGGAAGAUUUUUAAAAAUUUCUUUUAAACUUUUAUUUAAUAUAUUUGCAAAGUACAACUUUUGGAUUAUAGCGGCUUUUCCCCCUGUAACCUCCCUCCCACCUGCAACCAUCCCAUCUCCCACUCCCUCUCCCAUCACAUUCAUAUCAAGAUUUAUUUUCAAUUAUCUUUAUAUUCAGAAGAUCAACCUAAUAUACACUAAGUAAAGAUUUCAACAGUCUGCACCCAGAUACAUAAGGUAUAAAGUACUGUUUGAGUAGUAGUUUUACCAUUAAUUCGCAUAGUACAACACAUUAAAGACAGAGAUCCUACAUGGGGAAUAGGUGCAUAGUGACUCCCGUUGUUGAUUUAACAAUUGACACUCUUGUUUAUGGUGUCAGUAAUCACCCGAGGCUCUUGUCAUGAGCUGCCAAGGCUAUGGAAGCCUCUUGAGUUCGCCAACUCCGAUCUUAUUUAAACAAGGUCAUAGUCAAAGUGGAGGUUCACCCCUCCUUUCAGAGAAAGGUACUUCCUUCUUUGAUGGCCUGUUCUUUCCUCUGGGAUCUCACUCACAGAGAUCUUUCAUUUAGGUCAUUUUUUGCCACAGUGUUUUGGCUUUCCAUGCCUGAAAUACUCUCAUGGGCUUUUUAGCCAGAUGCAAAUGCCUUAAGGGCCGAUUCUGAGGCCAGAAUGCUAUUUAGGACAUCUGCCAUUCUAUGAGUUUGCUGUGUAUCCUACUUCCCAUGUUAGAUCUUUCUCUCCUUUUUAAUUCUAUCAGUUAGUAUUAGCAGACACUAGACUUGUUUAUGUGAUCCCUUUGACACUUAAUCCUAUCAUUAUGAUCAAUUAUGAACUGAAACUGAUCACUUUGACUAGUGAGAUGGCACUGGUACAUGCCACCUUGAAGGAAUUGAGUUGGAAUCCCCUGGCACGUUUCUAACUCUACAAUUAGAGGUAAGUCAGAUUGAGCAUGUGAUGAAAGGCGGAUUUAUAGACAGGGACAGAGAGGCCUUCAAUCCACUGGUUCACUCCUCAGGUGGCUUCCAUGGCCAGGGCUGGCCCAGACUGAAGCUAGGAGCUUCUUUCAGGUCUCCCACAUGGGUGCAUGGGCCCAAGCACUUUGGGCCAUCUUCUGCUGCUUUCCCAGGCCAUUAGCAGAGAGCUGGAUGGGAAGUGGAGCCGCUGGGACUUGAACUGGUGCCCACAUGAGAUCCCUGUGCUGCAGGUGGAAGUUUAACCUACUAUGCCACAACACCAAGCCCCAGGGAUUCAGUUUAGAUUCAAAGGCACAAAUAGACUGAAGGUACAAGAAUGGAAAAAAAUAUACCUUGAAAACAGUAAUUAAAAGAAAGUUGGAGUGGCUGUUGUAUCAGACAAAACUGACUUCAAAUAAAAAUUUAGUAUCAGAUAAAGGACAUAUUUUAAUAAUAAAAGGGUCAGUCCAGUAGGAAGGCAUAACACAUGUUCAUCUAAUAACAUUACAUUAAUAACAUUAAAUACAUGGCGUGAAACCAGAUAGAGCUGAAGAACUACUAGAUGGAUAAUAAAAGUGGGAGAUUUUAUUUAAAAAAUUUAUUUUCGUUUUACUUGAAAGGCCUCACAGAUCUAGAGAGAUCUUCCAGCUGCUGGUUCAUUGCCCAGAUGCCUACCAUAGCUAGGGCUGAAGCAGCGUGAAGCCAGGAGCCCAGAACUCCAGCAGGGUCUCCCGGGUGGGUGGUAGGGACUAAAGCACUCGAACCAUCAUCUGCUGCCUCCCAGGGUGUCCAUCAGCAGGAAGCUGGAAUCAGAAGCGGGGGCUGGGACUCAAACCGAGGUGUGCCAGUGUGGGAUGCAGGCAUCCCAAUGGUGUCUUAACUGCUGAGCCAAAUGCUUGCUCCCAUUAAUUGGUGUUGGAGUGUUCUAUCAGCCUUGCACACUUGAAAUAAAUCCUACUUGUGCAUAUUCUUUUGAUACAUCUUUGGGUCCUAGUUGCUGAUAUUUGUUGAAGAGUUUUACAUAUAUGUUCAUGGGAGAUACUGAUCUAUGAUUUUCCUGUCUUGUAAUAUCUUUAUCUGGUUUUGGUCUUAGGGUAAUACUGGCCUUGUAGAAUGGGAGAGGAAUAUUACUUUUUUUUAAAAAAAUUAUUUGAGAAGGAGAGUUUCAGAGGGUGAGAGAGACAGAGGUCUUCCAUCUGCUGGUUCACUCCCUAAAUGACCACAACAGCUGGAGCUGUGUCAAUCUGAAGCCAGGAGCUUCUUCUAGGUCUCCUAUGUGGGUGCAGAGCCAUGUUCCACUGCUUUCCCAGGCCAUUAGCAGGGAGCUGGAUUGGAAGUAGAGCAGCUGGGACAUGAACCAGUGCUGAUAUGGGAUGCUGGCACCUCAGGCAGAGGCUUAAGCUACUACACCACAGUGUAGGGCCCCAGGAAUCUUAUCUUUUAAAGACAUUUAUUUGAAAGGCAGAAUUACAGACGGGGAGAGACAGAUCUUCCUUCUGCUGGUUCACUUCCCAGAUGCACGCAGCAACCAGGUCUGGGCUUGGUUUCAAUGUGGAGCGGGGGACAGAACUUGGGCCGUUUUCUGUUGCUUUCCCUGGUGCGUUACCAGAGAGCUGGAUUGGAAGCAGAAUAACUGGGAUGAACCCAUACUCUGAUAUCAGACGCUGGCAUUGCAGACAGCAGCUUAACCCAUUGCAUCGUACCACUGGUCCCGCUCUGUUCUUAUUUUUCCGUUCCUUGUGGAGAAUUGGUAUAAUUUCACCUUUAAAUCUUCAGUAGGACUUAUCAGUGGCAUCAUCUGGGCCUGGUGUUUUUCCUUUGGAAAAUUAUUGAUUUAAUUUUUAAAUAGAUAUAAGCUUUUCAAAUUGUUUAUUUCUUCCUGUGUGAGUUUUGGUAGUUUGUGUCUACUAGGAAUUACUUAGUUUUAUGAAACUACAACUUUUGGGUGUAGAGUUACUACCCAUCAUACUCCUUUUAGUGUCCCUGGCCUCAGUGGUGAUGGCUUCUCCUUUCUUUCCGUGUUAGUAAUUUGUGACUUCCCUGUUUCCCUUGAUUAGUCUGGCUGGUGGUUUAUUAACUGUAUCAAUUUUUUAAAAAGCUCCCUUUUUUUGGUAUAUUAUCUAAUUUAUGCUUUAAUUUGUGUUAUCUCCUUUCCUCUGCUUGAUUUAGCCUUAAACUGCUCUUCUUUCUCUAGCUUUCGAAUGUAGAUGCUUAGAUGACUGAUUUUAGAUCUCCCUCCUUUCCUGAUGUAUACACUCAAUGCUUGAAUUUUCCCCAAGCACUACUCAUGCUGCACCUUGUAAAUUUUUAUGUUUCAUUUUCAGUUCAAACUUCUUUUGACUUGUGUAUUAUUUACAAGUGUGCUAUUUAAUCUUUUCAUAUUUUGGGGCUUUCAGUGACCUUUGUGUAAUUGGUUUUUGAUCCAAUUCAAUUGUCUAAAAGCUUACUUGGUGUGACUUCUUUCUUAUACAUGUAUUGAAACGUGUCUUAUGGUGCAGAGUGUGGUCUGUCUGCGUGAAUGUUCCAUGUGAGCCAAUAGAUUGUGUUCUGUGGUUGUUGGAUGAGUCAUUCUAUAAAUGUCAAUUAAAUCAAUUGGAUUGGUGAUGCUUUUCAUUUCACUGUAUUUCCUAUCUGAUAAUUCCAGGAUCUCUGUCAUGUCUGCAUCUGGGUGUGAUGCUUAUUUUAUUUCUUCAGACUGUUACUGGCCUUUUAGUAUGCAUUGCAAUUUUUCAUUGAAAGCUGGACAAGAUUGAUCUGGCAAUAGGGAGUGAGGUAGAUACAGCCAGGUGCUCUGUAGUGACAUUAUAAGAGUAGAAGAAUAAGGCAAGUGGGAGACAGAACAAGACAAAAAGGAGACAGACCACAAACUCCACAGCCAGAACAGGUUUAUCCAGAGGCAAACCUGAGAGGGACCCAACGGGUGGAUAGAGAGAGCACACGGUAGAGAGCAUGUUUGCUUACAGACCAGGUGCUUAUCUUGCUGAGCUAGGGGCUAUUGGCUGAAUUUUUAAGCUGGUUGGGAGGGCUUGGGCUAAUGGCUGAACUCUUAGAUAGCAGUGUGUCUUGGGUGGGCUUGGGCCAACAGCUGAACUCCUAAGAUAGCAGUGCAGCUGUAAGAUGAUGUCACUUCUCACGAGCCUAUUCACGAUCUGACAGACGUUUUGGCCAAUGAUGGAUUGCACAGAUGAUAGCUGUCUCAUCCAUUCUAUCACCUAUGGUACUGUGGCCACCUUAGUUAGUCUACAUAUGCUCUAUGAAGUUUACACUAGGAUGGAACUGCCUAAUGAUGCACUUCUGGAAAUGUGCAUGUCUUUAUUAUGAGGUUUUAUUUAUUUUUAAAAUUAAAAAAAUUAAUUAAGCAGAGUUAGAGAUAUCUUUCCCAAAUGGCCAUAAUGACUGGGGCUGAGCUAGGCCAAAGCCAUGAGCCUGGACAUCCAUCUGGGUCUCCCAUGUGGGUAGCAGAGGCCCAAGUACUUGGCCCAUCUUCCAUUGCUUUCCCAGGCCAUUAGCAGGGAACUAGAUUUGCAGUAGAGCAUUUGGGACUCAAACUAGCACUGACAUGGGAUGCUGGUUAGCAUCACAGGCAGUAGCUGAACUUGCUGUACCCUAAUGCCGGCCCCUGUAAUCUGUUAUUUUACAUGAGCCCAGGGUGGGUAGAGCUCCAGUGAAGAUACCAAUUCACACUCACUAAGCUAUAAUAAAAAAGAUAGACAGUAACAAGUUUUGGUGAUGAUGUGGAGAGGUUGGCACCCUCAUACAUUGCUAUUGGGGGUGUAAAAUGGUGCAAUCAUUUUGGAAAAUUGACAGUUUAUCAAAAUCAAGCAUAGACCUAUCCUUUGAGUCAACAUUUUGACUCCCAGAUAAUAUACCCAGGAAAAUUGCAAACAUGUAUCCAUGCAGAAAUUUGUACAUGAAUGUUUGCAGCAGCAUUAUUUAUAAAAGCCAGUCCAAGUGUCCAUCAACUGAUGAAUGCAUAAAUAACAAUGAUAUGUCUGUACAAUGGAAUAUUACUCAGCUGUGCAAAGGAAAGAAGUGCUGAUGCACACUACACGCAAAUGGGUUGAAAACACUAUAUGAAGCAGAAAAAGCCGCUCACCAAAUUCCACAUCUUAUAGUAUUUAUUUGGAAUUUACAUUUAAAUGAAAUGUCCAGAACAGGCAAAUCUGUACAUAUAGAAAGUAGAUUGCCAGGGACUAGAAGCAGGAAAGAAUAGGUAGUAUUGCCUUUGGAUGCGCUUUCCAGGGGUGGGAAUGACAGUAAUUUUUUAUUUUUUAUUUUGUUUUUGAAUUUUUUAAAUAAGCAAAUAUAUUCUUUUUGGUUAAGAUUCAUUUGAAAGGCAGAGUUACACAUAGAGAGAAGGAGAGGCAGAGAGAGAGAGAGGUCUUCCAUCUGCUAGUUCACCCCCCAAUUGGCCACAAUGGCCAGAGCUGCACCGAUCCAAAGCCAGGAGCCAGGAGCUUCUUUCAGGUCUCCCAGGCGGGUGCAGGAGCCCAAGGAGUUGGGCCAUCCUCUACUGCUUUCCCAGGCCACAGCAGACAUCUGGAUUGGAAGUGGAGGAGCUGGGACUUGAACCGGAUGCUGGCACUGCAGAUGGUGGCUUUACCUGCUAUACCACAGCGCUGGCCCCACUGAAUUUUUUUUAAGGUGAACACAUUUCAUAUUUACAGAUUUAGGAGCAUAGUAACACUUUCCACCCUAUUCUCCCUCCUAUCUACAUUCCCACCUAUCCUCCUCCUUCCUUUCCCAUUCAUUCAAUUUUUAUAAUGAUCAACUCUCAGUCUAUUUUAUACUGAUAAGAUUAACCCUGGGGCCGGAGCUGUGGCGUAGUGGGUAAAGCUGCUGCCUGCAGUGCCCGUAUCCCAUAUCGGCACCAGUUCAAGUCCUGGCUGUUCCACUUCUGUUCCAGCCCUCUGCUAUGUCCUGAGAAAGCAGUGGAAGAUGGCCCAAGUGCUUGGACCCUGCACCCAUGUGGUAGACCCAGAAGAAUCUCCUGGCUAUGGUUGGGUGCAGCUCCAGCAGUUGCGGCCAUCUGGGGAGUAAAUCAGCAGAUGGAAGACACCACCCCCCACCCCCGCCACCUCUGCCUCUCUAUAAUUCUGCCUUUCAAAUAAAUAGAUAAAUAUUAAAAAAAGUCAGUGAAAGAGUAACCCUACACUAAGUAAAGAAUUCAACCAAUAGUAAUAAAAAAAAGCACUAUUCCUCAAUGUAGAGACAAGGGCUGUAAAUAAUCAUCAAAUCUCAAAAUGUCAGUUUCAUUCCUAUACAUUACACUUUCAGGUACUCUAUUAGUUACCAAAGAUCAGGGAAAACAUGGUAUUUGUCUUUUUGGGAAUGGCUUAUUUUACUGAUCUUUUGUUUUAAUUUUGUUGAUUUAUUCUCUAAUUUUAAUUAUUUCUUUCCUUCAAUUUUUGGGUUUCAUUUGUUGUUUUUCUAGAUCUUUGAGAUGAAUUGAAAGCUAAUUUAUUUGGCGCCUUUCCAAUUUUUUGAUGUAAGCACCAAUUGCUAUAAAUGUCCCUCUUAACCCUGCUUUUCUAUUGUAUUGCUAUCUUCAUUUGUUUCCAGAAAGUUUUUAAUUUCCUUUUUGAUUUCUUCUAUGAUCCACUUUGUAUUCAGGAGCAUGUUGUUCAGUCUCCAUGUGUUUGCAUAUUUUCUAGAGAUUCUUAAGUUACUAAUUUGCAGCUUCAUUCUGUUGUGGUCAGAGAAAAUGCAUGGUAUGAUUUCAGCCCAUUAAUAUUGUAUUUGUUGAGACUUACUUUAUGGCCUAAUAUAUGGUCAAUCCUAGAGAAAGUUCUGUGCACUAAUGAAAAGAAUGUAUAUUCUUCAACUGUGGGAUAAAAGGUUCUUAUUUUUUUUUUUUGACAGGCAGAGUUAGAGACAGAGAGAAAGGUCUUCCUUUUUCCGUUGGUUCACCCCACAAAUGGCCGCUACAGCUGGUGCGCUGUGGCCAGCGUGCUGCACUGAUCUGAAGCCAGGAGCCAGAUGCUUCCCCCUGGUCUCCCAUGUGGGUGCAGGGCCCAAGCACUUGGGCCAUCCUCCACUGUCUUCCCGGGCCACAGCAGAGAGCUGGACUGGAAGAGGAGCAACUGGGACAGAAUCCGGCACCCCAACAGGGACUAGAACCUGAGGUGCCGGCGCUGCAGGUGGAGGAUUAGCCAAGUGAGCCGCAGUGCCGGCCAAAAGGUUCUGUAGAUAUCAGUUAGGUCCAUUUAGUCUACGGUGUCAAUUAGCUCUUUUUUGUUGUUGUUGAUUUUCUGUCUAGUUGAUCUGUCCAUUGAUGAAAAUAGAGGUUGAAGUCGCCCAUUAAUAUUGUAUUGGAGUCUAUUGAAGAUCUUUCCUAGUCAUGUCUAUUAGGUGUUCUAUGUGCCUCGUGUACUUAGAUGUCCUAAGUUAGAGAAGUUUUCUGUUAUUAUCUCACUGAAUAGGCCUUCUAAUCCAUUCUCUCUUUCUAUACCUUCAGGAAUGCCUAAGACCCUUAUGCUGGGUCAUUUGAUGGUAUCCCAUAAGUCUCCAAUACUGUUUUUAAUUUUUCUAAUUUCUUCUUCUUGUUUUUUUUUUUUUUUUUUGGUAUGACAGAAAUUUCCAACAAUUUGUCUUCCAGCUCACAUAUUUUUUCUUCUGCCUCAAUAAGUCUGUUGUUAAGGUUUUCUAUUGUGUAUUUUAUUUGACAUUUCUAAUUCUUCAUUUCUAAUAUUUCAUUUGAUUUCUCUUCAGAAUCUCAAUUUCAUGAGAAAAUUUUUCAUUCUUGUCAUGUGGGUUUCUUUAACUCAAUAAUUUGCUUCUUGUUGCUUCUGAGUAAUCUUAUGAUAAUUUUUUUGAAUUCCUUUUCAGGCAUUUCAUUAAUCUCUUUGUCUUUACAUUCUAAUAUUGAAGUAAUAUGUUCCUUUCAGAGAGCCGUAUUGUCUUCCUUAUUCUUGUUUCUUGAAUUUCUGCAUUUAUUUCUAAGCAUUUGUGGAAAUACUUGUUGGUUUUCCCCUCUGAUGGAUUCUAUCAGAACAGUGCCUCUGUGGCUUAGUGGAACGUCUGCUCUUUCAGCGAGUCCUAGAAUUGUGUGCUGGGUGUGGCCAGGGAGCUCUGGUGGUGCUUCAGGGUUGGGUGAGAAUGCAGAGUGAUACCCAAGUUGGGUUUGGUAGGUCUUCUCCAUUGUCAGCAGGGGAGAGGAUAUGAUCAUGCCUCUUGGCACAAUCACAACCUUACUUCAUCUCUUCCAAGGUAAUCUGUGACCAGGGUUUAUCCCACAGUGGAUACAACCCCAUCUAUGCUGGUGCAUGAACUCCACAAAGGAUCUUUGUGGUCCUCAGUGUGAAGAAGAAACCCUCUGCAAUGACCCACUCCUGUCUGUCUGUGAUUGUCCCGAGGUCCUGUUAUACCUUGUACCAUAUUGUUGAGUCACAGAAUUCCCACAGCCACAGCAUAAAAGGCUCCCUCAUUCAUGGGGUGUAGAGGGUCUGUGUGGCCCCGCAAGCCUUCCCCCAUCCACGGAGAGAGCAGAGAUGUUCCCAGAUCCAGCUGCCGGUAGGUGUUCCACCUUGGCAGUUUGAGCCCUGGAGCUUGUGAUAUGUUGAGAGGAUGGGGACACUGCAUAGUCCUAAGUGGGUGCCCAGCCCCCUGUCAACACUCCAGCCAGGUAUAAAGUCAGAAGGGCACAUGACUUUUUCCCUCUGGGCAUGCACAAGAGCCACUGUAGCCUCCCCUGGUGUUAAAAUGGUGCUUCUCGGCCAGCGCUGUGGCAUAGCGAGUAAAGCCACUGCCUGCAGUGCCGGCAUCCCAUAUGGGCACUGGUUCAAGUCCUGGCUGCUCCACUUCCCAUCCAGCUCUCUGCUAUGGCCUGGGAAAGCAGUAGAAGUUGGCCCAAGUCCUUGGGCCCCUGCACACGCAUGGGAGACCUGGAAGAAGCUCCUGGCUCCUGGCUUCGGAUUGGCCCAGCUCGGGCCACUGUGGCCAAUUAGGGAUUAAACCAGCAGAUGGAAGACCUUUUUUCCUCUCUCUCUCUCUGCCUCUCUUCUCUCUGUGGAACUCUUUCACAUAAAUAAAUAAAUCUUAAAAAAAAAAAAAACAAAAAACAAACGGUGCUUCUCCCCCCAAGUUGCUGGGUGUUUUUGUUGGGGGAUGGGAAGAAAGAAUCGUGCUUUUCUUUAGCUGGAUUAGAUGGGUACCCUGCCCCCUCCAGGGCUCCAGGCUGGACUCAAAGACAGCAUGGGCCUCAAGGCUGUGCCUUAGGCCGUGUCACUAGUGGCAUGGGCUGCCGCAGUGCGCUCUCAGCUCACUCUGCAAAGCUGGCGUCUCCUCCUGCUCCUGGCUGCAGGGGUCAUCUGCUCUGAGCUCGUGGCUGAGUGGCUGCACCCUCCACGUGGCUGGAUGGUGUCUAUUCUGUAGGAGUUCCACUGCAAACUUCUCUCCAGCUCUACCCUGGGAAUGAGCUUCGUCUGCUUUUCUUCUAUUUCCCUCUGGUCAAAUGCAGCAUGUGUGUUCCCUAUUCAGCCAUCUUGGAGGGAGCAAUAGAAACAUUUUUAAAUCAGUGGUGAUGACUGUGUGACUUUCUGAAUAUUCUAAAAAACUUCACUGAAUCGUAUACUUUAAAAGGAUGAAUUUUAUGCAGAUUGCAUUCAAAUGAGGGAUCUGGCUUGUUCACUGAAACAUCUUGUUCAGUGAAAAGUUCUACCACCCAAAUCAACAGCAGUUUCUUCUGUUCAUCUGAUGUUUCAUAUUUGGGUUGUGCACUGGAGACAUUGUUGGGUGUGGCCUGUUUCAAUAAGUGUCUUCCUCUAACAAAGCUGUUGAAGGACCUUGACCUUGGUCCCCUGAUGGUGGUGCAGGCCUCAGAUGCCCCUGUGGCUCGUGUCCUAGUGGGAGCAUCAGGAAAGCUUUGUCCUAAGGUGCAGUCCUGUGUUCCUGUAGACGCAAAGGGUGCUGGUGCUGUUCCUGCAGGCAAAGCUGCUAGCCCAGGUGUGGGCCUUGGCUUUCUACUCCUGUGAACUCCGUUGUCUCCCAAACGCUUCUCCUGUGUUCAGAGUCAGGAGGAUGGGGCGCUGGGCAGAGGGGAAGCGUAGUCGUGAGUUCUGGCUGGCAGGGGGAUGGGCAGCUUAGUUGGAGCAGUCUGGAGGGCAUGUCGUUGGGAUUGGAGCUUUGCCAGGAAGACGGCAAGGGUGACACUGCAACACCUGGACAUGCCUGAUUCUAGGGUCCAGCUCAUCUGGAUCCAGUGCUGGACGAGGUCUCACAGCCCCAGGAACUCCAGGUAUCACGAGGGCCUGCAUUGGCUCCUCCUUGGGCCAAUUUGCCUGCAGUGGUUCCUUUCUCUCUGUGCCCUCUGACACUCAGUUGAGCAGAAAUGGAAGCUUAAAAUUUGAAAAGCUGUGUGGUUAGCAUACUUAAAACAAUUUUUAAAAAGAUUUAUUUAUUAGAGUUACAGAGGGAGGUAGAAGCAGAGAGAGAGGUCUUCCAUCUGCUGGCUCACUCCCCAAAUGACUGCAAUGGCCAGAGCUGAGCCAAUCUGAAGCCACGUGCUUAUUCUGGUUCUCCCAUGUGCCUGCAGGGGCCCCAGGGCUCGGGCCAUCUUUUACUGCUUUCCCAGGCCACAGCAGAGAGCUGGAUUGGAAGUGGAGCAGCUGGGAUUCGAACCAGCGCUGAUAUGGGAUGCUGGCGCUGCGGCGAUGCUUUAACCUCUGCGCCACAGUGCCGGCCCCAAAACAAAUUUUAAUUCAUUCAUUGGAGAGACAGAACAAGUGAGUCCCAUCUGCUGAUUGACCCCCUUAAAUGCCUGCAAUGACUGGGGCGAAGGCUAGGCACAAUCCAGGUCUCCUACGAGUGUGGCAGGAACCCAUUUACUUGAGCCAUCUUUGCUGUCUCCCAAGGUCUGCAGAGGCAGAAAGCUGGAAUCAGGAGCCAGAAAUUAAACUUAGGUGAUCCGAUGUGGGACAUGGGCCAGGCUGAAUACUCUAAUAGCAAAUCUCGAAUGCAAAGUGAGGGUAACCUAGAAAUGAAAGCAUCCGAGCUUUACAAUCAAAUAGCAACCUUUGUGGCAGAGAUCUGGGGAUCAAAUGUGAAGAGGAGAAGUGGGGCUCACCUGUAGAGUUGGGGAAAGGAAAGCAUGGACGUCACAGGUGCUCUCAGAGUGUAAUCACUUGUUCUAAAUUGCUGUUCCCUCAUUCUCAGGUCAGUAAAUAAGCUAUCACUAGUGGUAAAAGACAGGCCUUUUUCUUAUUUAUUUUUUAAGGCAAAAUAUCAUUUUAUUUUUUAUUUUUUUCUAGCUAUUUUAUAUAUUCCCCCCCCCCCCAGAACCUUUUAUUUAAGGAAUACAAACUUCACGCAUUUUAUAAUAACAACUUUAGGAACAUGGUGAUUCUUUGCACAGUAUCUGCCCUCCCACCCCUCUUCCUCCUCCCUCUCAUAUUUCCAUUCUUACUUUUUACUAAGAUCUAUUUUCAGUUAACUUUAUACACAUAAAAUUUACUCUAUGUUAAGAAUUCAACAAAUAGUAUUAAAAAAACUGUUCCUCAACAAUCAAGAUGAGGGCUGUUCAAAGCCAUUGCAUUUCAGAGUGUCAAUUUCACUUCUAUAGAUUACCUUUUAGGUGCUCUAUUAGAUAUCACAGAUCGGGGAGAACAUAUGGUGUUUGUGCUUUUAGGACUGGCUUAUUUCACUAAGUAUGAUGUUUUCCUGUUUCAUCUUUUUUUAAAAGAUUUAUUUGAAAGGCAGAUUUACAUAGAGGCAGAGAGAGAGGUCUCCCAUCUGCUGAUUCACUCCCCAGAUGGCCACAAUGGCUGGAGCUGUGCCCAUCUGAAGCCAGGAGCUUCUUCUGGGUCUUCCAUGUGGGUGCGGGGGCCCAAGGACUUGAGCCAUCUUCUGCUUUCCCAGGCCAUAGCAGAGAGCUGGAUUGGAAGUGGAGCAGCUGGGACUCAACUGGUGUCCAUAUGGGAUGCUGGCACUGCAGGUGGUGGCUUUACCUGUUACACCAUAGUGCUGGCCCUGGUUUCAUCCAUUUUUCUGCAAACGACAGGGUUUCAUUUUUAAAAAUAGCUGUAGUAUUCCAUGGUGUACAUAUCCCAUAAUUUCUUUAUCCAGUGGACAGGCAUUUGGGUUGACUCCAUAUCUUAGCUAUUGUGAAUUUGAGCUGCAAUAAACAUGGGAGUACAGAUAACUCUUUUUAUAUACUGAUUUUAUUUCUCUUGGGUAAAUUCCUGGAAGUGGGAUGACUGGGUCAUAUGGUAGGGCUAUAUUCAGGUUUCUGAGGAAUCUCCAUACUAUCUUGAACAGUGGCUGUACCAAUUUACAUUCCCACCAACAGUGGAUUAGGGUACUCUUUUUCCCACAUCCUGGACAGCAUUUGUUGAUUGUUGAUUUCUGUAAGAAAGCCAUUCUAAUAGGGGUGAGGUGAAACAUCAUUGUAGAUGCAUGAAUUGAUUUCUGGCAUUUCUAUUCUGUUCCAUUGGUCUAUCCAUCUAUGUACCAGUACCAAGGUGUUUUGAUUAUAACUUCCCUGUAGUAUGUCAUGAAAUCUGGUAUUGUUAUGCCUCCAGCUUUGUUUUUGUUGUAUAAGAUUGCUUUAUAUUUCAAGGCCUCCUGUGUUUCCAUAUGAAUUUAAGCAUCAUUUUUUUGAUUUCUUGAAUGACCCACUGCUCAUUCAGGAGCCUGUUGUUCAAUCUCCACAUGUUUGCAUAUGUUCUAGAGAUUCCUGAGUUGCUGAUUUCCAGCCUUAUCCAUUGUGGUCUGAGAAGAUGCAUAGUGUGAUUUUGAUUUUUUUGGAAUUUGCUGAGACUUGCUUUAUGGCCUCGCGUGUGGUGAAUCCUAGUGAAAGUUCCAUGCACCAGGGAGAAAAACGUGUAUUCUACAACUGUAGGACAGAAAGUUCUGUAGAUAUCUGUUAGGUCCAUUUGGUCUAUAGUGUCAAUUAAUUCUGCUCUUUCCUUGCUGAUUCUGUCUGAUUGAUCUGUCCAUUGCUGAAAGUAGGGUAUGGAAGACCCCAUUACUAUUGUAUUAGAGUCUAUGUCUCCAUUUAGAUUCAUUAACAUUUCUUUUAUGUAGCCAGGUACCCUGUAAUUAGGUGCAUAUACAUUUAUAAUAGUCACAUCUUCCUGUUGAAUUGAUCCCUUAAUCAUUACAUAGUACCCCUCUUUGUCUCUUUUUAAUAGUUUUUGUGUUAAAAUCUAUUUUGUCUGCUGUUAGGAUGGCUACACCAGCUCUUUUUGGUUUCCAUAGCAUGGAUUAUCUUUUUCCAUCCUUUCACUUCCAGUCUGUGUGCAUCUUUGUUAGUGAGAUGUGUUUCUUGUAGUCAGCAAAUAGAUGGGUUUUGUUUUUUAAUCCAUUCAGCCAGUCUGUCUUUUAACUGGAGAGUUGAGGCCAUUUACAUUCAAGGUGACUAUUGAUGAAUAAUGGCUUUACCCUGCCAUUUUCCCAAAAAUAUUCCUAUUUUUUAUUUUGGAUUUCCUUUGGACUCCUGGGAGAUUUUUUUGCCUGCACCUUCUUUCAUAAAGGAUGAUCAUCCAUGUUUCUGUUUCUAUGUAUAGCAUAUCCUUAGCAUCUUUUGCAAGGCUGGAUGGAUGGUGACAAAUUCUUUCUGUUUGUUAUGGAAUGUCUUUAAUUCACUUUCAUUCAUAAAUGAGAGUUUUGCAGGGUAAAGUAUUCUGGGUUGAUGUUUUUUUUUUUUUUUUCUCUUAAGACUUGGAAUAUAUCUUGCCAUUCUUUCCUAGCCUGUAGGGUUCUGGUAAGUCCGCUCUGAGUCUAGUUGGAGAUCUUCUGAAAGUAAUUUGGUGUUUCUCUCGUGUAUAUUUUAGAAUCUUCUCUCUAUGUUUUUCUGUCAUGAGUUUGAUUAUAAUGUGUCGUGGUGAAGAUUUUUUCUGGUCAUGUCUAUUAGGAGUUCUGUGUGCUUCCUGUACUUGGUUGUCCCUUUCUUUCUCCAAAUUAGGGAUGUUUUUAGAAAUAUUUGCACUAAAGAGGCCUUCUAAUCUGUUCUCUGUUUCCAUGCCUUCAGGAGCUCCUAAGUCCUCUAUGUUUGGUCAUUUGAUAUUAUCCUAUAGAUCUCCAACAGUGUUUUUUAGUUUACUAGUUUCUUCUUGUUUUUGGUCUGACUGUAAAAUUUCUAGAAAUUUGUCUUCUAAAUCAGAUAUUCUUUCUUCUGCUUCACCAAAUGUGUUGUUAAGUCUUUCCAUUGAAUUUUUUGUUCUAUUGAAUUCUUCAUUUCUUUCUUUUCUUUUAAUUUGACAGGUAGAGUUAGAGAGAGAGAGAGAGAGAGAGAGAGAGAGAGAGAGAGAAACAGAGAAACAGAGAAACAGAGAGAAAGGUCUUCCUUCCAUUGGUUCACUCCACAAAUGCUGCUAUGGCUGGCGCUGCGCUGAUCUGAAGCCAGGAGCCAGGUGCUUUUUCCUGGUCUCCCAUGCGGGAGCAGGGGCCCAAGCACUUGGGCCAUCCUCCACUGCCCUCCUGGGCCACAGCAGAGGUCUGGACUGGAAGAGGAGCAGCCGGGAUUUGAACCUGGCGCCCAUAUGGGAUGCCGGCACCGCAGGUGGAGGAUUAACCAAGUGAGCCAUGGCACUGGCCCCUUGAAUUCUUCAUUUCUAAGAUUUCAUUUUGAUUUUAAGAUCACAAUUUUGUUGGAAAAAUCUUUCAUGUCAUGUAUGGAUUUCCUUAGUUCAUGCAUUUGUUUUUGAUUACUUCUAAGUAAUCCUAUGAUCAAUUUUUUGAAUUCCAUUUCUGACAUUUCUUGAAUAUCUUCAUCUUUACAGUCUAUUAUUGAAGUGUUAUUUUGGGGGCAUCAUGUUGUCAUCCUUAUGAUGUCUUGAAUUUGUGCGUUUAUUAUUUGGCAUUUCUGUAAAUGUGCAUUGGUUUUUUGUUUUCACUGUGGUGGCUUUUAUCUUGGACUUUGUCUCUGUGGAUUAGUGGAGUAUCUACUUUUUCAGUGAAUACCUAGAGGCGUAUGGUGGGAGCCCUGUUUAGUGCUCCAGGGUGAAGGGAGUAUCUAAGGUGACACUCAGGUUGGGCAUGAUAAGUCUCCUCUUUUUUUUUUUUUUUAUUGGAGGGGAGAUUUGGUUCAGCUCUGAUGGUAUAGACUCAGCUCACCUCCUUUCCUCAUAGGAGAGCAGUGCUUAGAUGCCAGUCCCAGCCUGAGCCCUCCCACUCAGACUCAGUGUUUUCACAGUCCCGCCACACAAGCCUCCCACAGGCAUAAGCACCCAGCCCCCUGUCAUUUCUCCCUGCCAGACUCUGGCAUCUCUGCCUUGCUGGUUGCUGGGUGCAGACACGAACUGGCACAGCUGUUAUGUAUGUUCAGAAUGGUGCCAUCUCUAUAGGCUUGUUACAGAAUGCUGUGGCAGGGGUGAUCGGGGAGAGAGAAAUGUGCUUCCACCGUUUUUAUCUGAUAGUUUGGCAGGUACACUAUCCCCCACAGGACUCCAAACUGGUUUCCCUCCAGGCUCUUCCUGCAGCUUUAUUGCUAGUGCCUUGGGCUGCUGCAUCUGGUCUUGCCUUACUUACUCUCCCAAGGUGGUGCAGAGGCUCUCGGCUGCUGAGGUCCUGAGUUGUGCACAUCCAUAGCCUCCACAUAUAUCCACUGUGCCCCUCUAAUUUGUGUGAAGUUUCCUCUGCCAUUUUCUCUCCAACUCUUCCCUGAGACCGCAUUCUCUCCACUUUUUUUUUUUUAAAGAUUUAUUUAUUUGAGAGGCAAAGAGAGAGAGAGAAGGAGGAAGGGAGGGAGGGAGGGAG